CCAAUGGAUUCCAUUUCCAGCACUACUUCCCUCGUCACUCCCAAGUUCCGGUGCUUUGAUCCUACCAACAUUUAUCCUGCAACCGCCAAUCACCGGCGCUACUACUCCACCUUGCCUUCUUCUUGUUCCAGAAGUCCCAGGGUUACUGGCAACAACAACACCACCAACGUAAUGGCCAAUUCAACCACCACCGCCGACGCCAAAAUCGUCACCGGCGACUGUGGUUACCUUCUCGAAGAUGUGCCUCACUUGUCUGAUUAUAUCCACGAACUCCCUACAUAUCCGAAUCCAUUGCAAGACAAUCCAGCCUAUUCAGUUGUGAAGCAGUACUUCGUUGAUGUUGAUGAUACGGUUGCCCAAAAGAUUGUGGUUCAAAAAGAGAGUCCGAGAGGAACCCAUUUUAGGCGUGCAGGUCCUCGUCAGAAGGUGUUCUUUGAAUCAGAUGAAGUUCAUGCAUGUAUUGUAACAUGUGGUGGUCUAUGCCCUGGUCUAAACACCGUGAUUAGGGAAAUAGUUUGUGGAUUACACCACAUGUAUGGUGUCACUAGAGUUAUUGGGAUUGAAGGAGGAUAUAAAGGUUUUUAUGCUCGAAACACAAUUCCUUUGACACCAAAAGUUGUAAAUGACAUCCACAAACGUGGUGGUACCAUUCUUGGAACAUCAAGAGGAGGACAUGAUACCUCAAAGAUUGUUGAUAGCAUUCAGGAUCGAGGCAUUAAUCAGGUAUACAUCAUCGGGGGAGAUGGAACUCAGAAAGGGGCUUCUGUGAUUUUUGAGGAGAUUAGAACACGUGGCCUCAAAGUUGCUGUAGCUGGAAUUCCGAAGACUAUUGAUAAUGAUAUUCCGGUUAUAGACAAAUCCUUUGGUUUUGACACUGCUGUUGAAGAGGCUCAACGAGCAAUUAAAGCAGCCCAUGUUGAAUCAGAAAGUGUUGAGAAUGGUAUCGGUUUUGUAAAGUUAAUGGGCCGGCACAGUGGUUUUAUAGCAAUGUACGCUACUCUUGCAAGCAGAGAUGUGGACUGCUGCUUGAUCCCCGAGUCACCAUUUUAUCUUGAAGGACUUGGUGGACUGUUUGAGUAUAUUGAAAAAAGGCUAAAAGAAAAUGGGCACAUGGUUAUUGUAGUUGCUGAAGGUGCGGGACAAGAGUUCCUUUCUGAAAAGAUCAGCUCCAAAGACAAGGAAGAUGCUUCAGAGAACAAGCAGCUCCACGAUGUUGGUUUUUGGAUAUCACAGAAAAUAAAGGACCACUUCAGUAAGCAGCAAAAGAUGACUAUAAAUCUCAAAUACAUAGAUCCCACUUACAUGAUAUGUGCGGUACCAAGUAAUGCUUCUGAUAAUGUUUACUGCACACUCCUUGCUCAUAGUGCCAUUCAUGGUGCAAUGGCCGGGUACACAGGUUUUACUGUUGGCCCUGUUAAUGGAAGACAUGCUUACAUACCAUUCCAUCGCAUUAAUGAAAGACCGAACAAGGUAGUGAUCACGGACAGGAUGUGGGCAAGGUGCCUGUCAUCAACCAAUCAGCCAAGCUUCUUAAGCCCAAAACAACUCUCUGAAAAGAAAGCAGAGGAAGAACAACGGGAGAAUCAUAUUGAGGACUUAGAAAUCAAGUAAAGAAACUUUCCAUGCGGACCUCAUUGAGCCAUUGUGUCACUGGAGAAAUUUGGUUUUGGGUAUCUGCUGUUUCUCCAUAGUCCAUACUUAUGGCUGCUUGUUAACCUCUUCUCCAUCUCCUGAAUUGUUGACCGCAUUCAUACGCUUCUAUGUAAAGUGCACACCCCGAUGCUUUGGGCGGUUUGAUAGUCCAUUGAAAUACAGGGAGCUGUAAAAUUACUGAGUGUUUAUGCUUGUAUUUUAUCAUGUGCUGGAUAAAGUAUUUCAUUGCCUUCUGAGUUUGCUCAUAUCCACCACUGACUUCUGAGUUUAUAUGGACAAAUGGAACCCAAUUGGCAAAUAAGAGACUGCAGUUGGAUUCCUUUGGUUCAAUCAUUUCUUUCAAAGUUUCAAAUCUUUACAUGCCCUCUGUCGUGGCAGGAUAAGAGAUGUUAACCAGGUCAUACUAAUGAGAUUUAGCAAAUAUCAAG
Molecule: messenger RNA, 2081 nt
Organism: Durio zibethinus
Lineage: Eukaryota; Viridiplantae; Streptophyta; Magnoliopsida; Malvales; Malvaceae
Product: ATP-dependent 6-phosphofructokinase 6-like
Biological process (GO): glycolytic process; fructose 6-phosphate metabolic process
Molecular function (GO): 6-phosphofructokinase activity; ATP binding
Source: RefSeq, a predicted model, not a curated record